This is a messenger RNA of Lentinula edodes (shiitake mushroom), 1335 nucleotides long. RefSeq lists its product as uncharacterized. Lineage: Eukaryota; Fungi; Basidiomycota; Agaricomycetes; Agaricales; Omphalotaceae. Gene Ontology annotation, molecular function: RNA binding. Bases 52 to 1077 code for a protein of 341 amino acids. The transcript has 4 exons. The record is from RefSeq and is a predicted model, not a curated record.
AUCCAAUCAUUUGAUUGUGAACCAACAAACACCCAGACGAAUCACAUUAUAAUGGCAGAGCUGGAUGAGAACAAUGUCUCUGUUACUUCUCCAGAACUUAUCAACGAUACAGUCGCAAUGACUGAACUUCUUUCUUUCCCAGCCAAUACACCCUCUUCCUCUGCAAAGUCCGCCUGUGAUCCUCCCAGUACGUCAGCCCGGCAACUCUUGAGAGAUAGACUCUUCAUUGGGAACUUACACCCUACCGUGGACGAGUAUACUCUCCUCCAAAUCUUCACCAAGUUUGGCAAAGUCACAAAGUUGGACUUUCUCUUUCACAAGUCUGGAGUGCUGAAGGGAAAGCCUCGGGGCUAUGCGUUUCUCGAGUAUGGCAGUCACAACGAAGCACAGAAAGCCUUGAAUUCUGCCAAUGGCAAGCUACUCCGUGGCCGAAAACUAGCAGUCACAUAUGCUAAUCAAGCACCUUCUGACGCCGACGGUGGAGUCAGUAGGCAGCGAAAGACGAUGAUGGAAACUGGGCGUCCGACCACACUGAGUAUGCUGAAGAGUAACACGGGGGGUAAACAUAAAGAUGGCACAACAAAUAAAAUAGCUAUGAUGGAGGCGAAGCUUCGUGAGCUGGAAGCUUCAAAGCCAAAACAUAACACUGAGCCUGGUACUUCGACACUCCCAACUUCGAGUCUUCCAACUCAUCCCUCACUCCCUCCCAAACCCCCACUGACUGUCCCUAAUGUCGGCGUGCCCCAGUCACAAAAUCCGACUGUACCCAAGCAGUCUUUGACUGCGUCGUUUGCCCCCCUUUUGCGCUCUUCGUCGACUUCAAAUCAUCACUCGCCAACUGGAUCCGAGCCACUUACAAAGAAGAUCAAACUCGCAUCAACUUCCGGCCCUCCUGAAGUAGCAAAGCGCAAAAGUAGCGGAAAGGGUCUCCUGGGCGUGAAGAUUGUGAAGAAAUGGACCUCCCCAUCACCCAUGCCUCCUUCCAGUAGUGAUGAUCACAUUGUCGACCACCAUCAUAAUCAAGAGCCACCUGUUUCCUCAUCAUCCCAUGCACUGACAGAUACACGCACUGCCUGACACUGCAACCAGUGGCAUCAAGGUGUACAAUCUUUUCGUCGAUGAUAAUAACGGCGCUCAUCUAUCUCUAUCUUUGCAGUACACUCCAUAUUCUUGUUCAAAUAUUCAAUGGAAUUGGUUAUAUAAACAGCCUUUCUAUAAUUAUAGUCUGACUAGGUUCAAAUUCAAUGGAGGGUAUUCUUGUGCGGUUUUCACCGCGAGCAUUCGAUAAAAUUCUGUCUAUAUAUCAUUUUAGCUUCGUGAUUGAUGCUUUCCCAA